Myripristis murdjan (pinecone soldierfish) is the source of this 934-nucleotide messenger RNA. It is a transcript of the gene bbip1, whose product is annotated as BBSome interacting protein 1. Gene Ontology annotation, biological process: cilium assembly; receptor localization to non-motile cilium. Gene Ontology annotation, cellular component: BBSome. Lineage: Eukaryota; Metazoa; Chordata; Actinopteri; Holocentriformes; Holocentridae. The record is from RefSeq and is a predicted model, not a curated record. The coding region runs from base 48 to 353 and encodes 101 amino acids. The transcript has 4 exons.
UCUUCGCCUGCUGCUAACGGCCUGCUGGGAAGCUGUUGCAUUGUGGUAUGGGAUGGGAGGCCAGGAUGAUGUCAUUGAUGCUACAACCAUGCUGUAAUGGAGUUACACUUUGCAUGGAUAUGACAACAGUUGCACACUCAGAAGAUACAAUGCCGGAGGUCAAGUCAAUAUUCAGAGAAGUCCUGCCUAAACAAGGGCAACUUUCCAUGGAGGAUGUUCCUACCUUGGUCCUGUGUAAGCCCAAGCUGCUCCCUCUCAAAUCAGUCACUCUAGAGAAACUGGAAAAGAUGCAGAUGGAGGCUCAAGAGGCCGUCAAACAGCAGGAGCUGGCAUCGAAGGAGCCAUCUCAGUAGAAGCCCAGCAGGGGGAUUUGCAACCGCAGGAACUGUCAGAUCGGCAUAACAGUUGCUUUUAGAGCGCUCCAUGGCACUGCUGGCGUACCAAGUACACUUACAGUCAUGUACAGUCCUGUUAAGACACUGAGUAAUGUUGCAUGAAGCACUGAUGAAAUUGUGGAGAUUUCCCUCGUUGAAAUCCCCUCUCUGAAGAGCGGUGAUCAUGUUGCCUGGUCCUGACCUGAUCUGAAUAGGUGGUGGAGCUCACUAGGUUAGUCAUCUUUUCUUUCAGAAAUACAACGUGUAACUUUGAGAGGGCAGUCUCAUUUCAUAGCCUUUAGACUUACUGCAGGCCAUUAUUAUGCAUGGACUGUGAAUCCUUUUAGUCACAUCAUGUACUCUAAAUCUGAUAAAUUGAUUUAAUUUUAAAGGAAACAUCAGCCACCAACCUAAAUGAAUGAGGGUUUAGCAAAAUAAACAUUCACAAAACACAGACACAUGGAUUGUUUCAGUGAUUUAUUGAACAAACGAGGAGCAAUACUUGGUACAUUUGACACACCAGUAUCCCCCAAAUAUAAAAAUAAACACUCUGAACACCA